AUGACGCGCAUCAUCGAGGCAUCGAUCACCCUGGUGGCUGGACAUCCCGAGAGGGUCAAUCUUGUGACCACCUUGUUGAAGAACCACCAGGGCCACGACUACUAUGCCUACGAGCGUGGAGAUUGCUGGUACGUCGGCCUUGGUGCAUCCAAGUCGCUGGUGAUCGACUCCCGCGGACAGAGUGCCACGAUCAUCGUUGAUCAUGAAGAGAGAGCCCAUCCCGUGAAGACGUCGCUGUCUGAUGUUGCCCGAGACUUCCUGGAUCAGCACUGGAACCAAGUUGGCAGGGUGUUUGGCCAAGUCGGGUUCAACUACGCCGCCCAUACCCGUGGAUACAGCUACAGCCCGGGGAGCUGGCCGCUGCUGGCCUUGAUGAUUCCGCGGAACGAGGUGAUUCUUCGGGGAGACCAGGUCCAGGUGAUCGGAUACGACAGCAACGAAGUCCUGGACUUGACCGCGUCCAUCAAGGAAGCAUCCCAUGUCCGGGUGCCGAGACACAUUCCAGCCAUCGGCACGGCAGACUUGUCCGGCGAAUAUACCUCUCGGGUCCAGAGGGCUCAAGCGGAAAUCACCAACGGUCAAUACCUCAAGGUGAUCCCGUCGCGGGCUGUCGACAUCCCCGAACGAGUAGAUAUGCCCGGGACAUUGCUCCAGGGUCGACAGUCGAACAGCCCCUCUCGGACCUUCUGCCUCAACCACGCAGGAUACCAAGCCACGGGGUUCAGCCCCGAGCUGGUGAUGUCGCUGGACAAAGGGGUGGUGAAGACCGAGCCUCUCGCGGGAACCCGUUCGUGCAAGGGCACCAAGGCUGAGGUCGCAAAGCUCCGGCAGGAACUGGAAACCGACAGCAAGGAGAUCGUGGAACAUGUCAUCUCCGUCAAGGAAGCCAUCCGCGAGAUCGGACAACUGUGUGACCGGGCCACGGUGGACGACUUCAUGUCCGUCCGCGAGCGUGGGAGUGUGCAGCAUCUGGGCUCGUGCGUGGCCGGCCAUCUGGCCCCGGAAAAGGACAUGUGGGAUGCCCUCAACGUGCUGUUCCCUUCCAUCACUGCCUCGGGCAUCCCCAAGCAGGCCGCCAUCGAGGCCAUCGAGCGUCUCGAAUCGCGACCCCGAGAGCUCUACUCGGGCGCGGUGUUGAUGCUGGAAGGCUCGGAUUCGAUGGAAGCAGCCCUGGUUCUUCGCACGGUAUUCCAGGGCCCCGAUCAGCAGUGGAUCCAGGCGGGCGCUGGAGUCAUUGCGGAAUCCAAGGCUGCGAGAGAGCUGGAGGAAACGUGUGAGAAGCUGGCAAGCAUCGCCCCGUAUAUCGUAUCAGAAUCGGCGGUCGAGGAGAAGGAUCGGAGGGAGGGUGUCUGA
Aspergillus heteromorphus CBS 117.55 is the source of this 1353-nucleotide messenger RNA. Its product is annotated as putative salicylate synthetase. The coding region runs from base 1 to 1353 and encodes 450 amino acids. Gene Ontology annotation, biological process: L-tryptophan biosynthetic process. Gene Ontology annotation, molecular function: isochorismate synthase activity; oxo-acid-lyase activity. Lineage: Eukaryota; Fungi; Ascomycota; Eurotiomycetes; Eurotiales; Aspergillaceae. The transcript has a single exon. The record is from RefSeq and is a predicted model, not a curated record.